Messenger RNA from Oryza brachyantha (malo sina), 2052 nucleotides. RefSeq lists its product as uncharacterized. The record is from RefSeq and is a predicted model, not a curated record. The coding region runs from base 1 to 1656 and encodes 551 amino acids. The transcript is spliced from 2 exons. Lineage: Eukaryota; Viridiplantae; Streptophyta; Magnoliopsida; Poales; Poaceae.
AUGUGCAGAGAACUGCUCCGACCAAUUGAUUACGAGGCUGUCACUAACAGCCUCACAGAAAAGAAAUGUGCCUUUAUCACCACUCAGCCCUUAUAUAAGCGGCCUCGGCGGUUGCUCGCUACACCCCACCGACCGACCCAACCACACGCAGACGCAGCCAUGAAGUUGUACUUGCUCACCGCCGCUGGCGCCGGCGCCGCCGCCGUCGUCGUGGCCAUAGUCGCGGCCACGGCGGCAGCUGACGCGUAUGCGUCCUCCUCCUCCUCCUCGUCUGCUGGCGUGUUCUCGUCGCCUUGCUUCCUGUGGGCCGCGGCGAAUGUAAUCGUUCUCUGGCUCGUCUCGUCGUACCGUGGCCACACGGCCGCCGCCGCCGGUGAUGGGGUCGCGGAAGGCGGCGGCGGGGGAGACGGCGUGGACAUGGGGUUGUACACGUUAUCGCUGGGGCGGCGUGACGACGUGUUGUUUGCCGUGCCGGACGUUGUGGCGGACCUCGUUGACGCCGUCGCUGCGGCGCCGGUGGUGGUGACGACGACGGCGGCGGUGGCGGCGGCGAAGAAGAAGAAGAAGCAGCCGCGGGAGGAGAGAGCGGCGAAGAGGGGCACCAACCACCCGCGCGUCCGCAAGGCGUCGGCCGGCGGGGAGGCGCCGGUCAGAGCCGUCGCGGCGGAGGCCACGGCCAGGCCGGACAGCCCGCGCGUCAGGAAGGCGUCGGCUGGGGUGGUGGAGACACCGAGAAGCACCGUCGCGGCGGAGGCCAAGCCGGAUCAAGUCGUCGUCAAGAAGCCGGCCCUCGUCGAGGAGGAAUGGCUAACCUGGAACCUCGCCUCCACGGCGGAGGCCACGGCCAAGCCGGACAUGAGGAAGUCCGUCGUCGAGGUGGAGUGGCCAGACUGGUCCUCCUUCGUCGAGGAGGCUACGCCGGCCGACGCCAAGAAGCCCCUCGUCGAUGAGGACGAGUGGUCUGCCUGGGCUCUCGCUCUCGCUUGCACCACGGAGGCCAAGCCGGCCGUCGUCGAGAAGCCCGUCGUCGUCCAGGACCCAUGGCCAAGCAGGUGGACCAUCGCCGCGCCGGAGGUCAAGAAGGCUAUCAAGAAGCCCGUCGCCGUCGAGGAUCCAUGGCCAAGCAGCCGGACCAUCGCCGCCCCGGUGUCCAAGCCGCGCGGCGUCGUGAAGGAACCCGGCGAGGAGUGGGCGAUCACGGUCGCCACCACCACCGAGCCCAACACCAAGCCAGACGCCGACGGCGGCGCCGCCGACGACGUCUCCAUGGAAUCGAUGUGGCAGACCAUCCUGCAGAGCGGCCGGGCGCGGCCGGUGACCGUGCGGAAGAGCGAGACGUGGGCCACCGGCGAGCAGCCGCAGCGGGAGCGCGCCGCCGAGGCGUCCGUGGCGCGGAGGAGGGAGAUACGCAAGUCCGCCACGGCGACCAACAUGACCCCGCCGCCGUCGCCGCCGCACGUCCGGGCUCCCCCGCCGCCGGCCAGGCAGCCCUGGCGCACCCGGGACGUGCUCCCGGCGAUGCAGAACGACGAGCUGAUGCGCCGCGCCGAGAGCCUCAUCCGGCGCCACCACGAGCAGCUGCGCCUGCAGCGCCAGGAGUCCGAGCAGCGCCAGGCCCUGGAGCUGCAGCGCCGCCGCCCUCUCAUCCGCGUCUAAACCCCCGGCGCCACCGCCGCUCGCCGGCGGCGUGCCCCGGCCGUGCAUGCGUGCAUGCAAGGCCGGCGGUGUACAGAAGUAAGCUUAGCUAAAAGCUACAAGUGUGCAGUGCAGUGCAGUGAGCAAGUGACCAUGGUUAAUUUGUGCAGCGGUUUGAUGCACUAAUUAACCAUGCACUUGAUCAUCCAAAAUUACUGCUACUAGCAGUAGAUUAGAUAAUUUAGAUUAGGCUUCAAAAAAAGGUAGAGUUAGAUUGAAUCUGCAUGACUGCACAUGCAAGAUUAUGAUUGCAUUUUGAGUGCCUUGAUCCCCCUCUGCCUAGGGGAUUAAUGCAGUUAACUUGAACCCUUUGUGAAUUAAUGGAGGUAAUCAAGAACACUUGGUUUUUUUGAAAAA